AUGUUCUACAACAAUAUCAUCGCUGCCUGGGUGCUUAUCGCAGCAUCUGUGUCCUCGGCUCAAAUGGUCAAGUUUGAUGUCUCCAUUUUGAUGUCUCCAUCGUUUCCUGAUGCUGACAUUGCGACCCCUGGCGAAUUUGUCACGUACGAGAGCUCUGUUCAAAGUCCUGGUCUUCUGGCUUUGCGGUGCACUGACCAAUACGCCACCUGUACUAGUGUCACCAGCCCCGACAAUUCCUACUUUACCUCUGGUGCCACAGUGAGUGGCGACUAUUCGUAUGCGGAGGAUUUCCAAGAUUGCAGCCAUGUUAAUGGAAUCUGCUACAUGAGUUGCGAUCCCAGGUGUGAAUGCCAAGAAACCAAUGCAGCUGGUGAGACCCUACCCUGUAAAGAGGGGACUCCUCCCACUUCAUCUCCUACUGUAGCCCCAGCCACUGAAACAGCAGCAUCCCCAGCGCCAACAGCUGCUUCUGCUGCUGCUUCGACCACCCAUGUAAGGUCGACAAUGGCCAUUCUUGGGUCAAUGGUUGCCAUCAUUCUAUGGUAA
Seminavis robusta is the source of this 546-nucleotide messenger RNA. NCBI's taxonomy places the organism in Eukaryota, Bacillariophyta, Bacillariophyceae, Naviculales, Naviculaceae. The record is from the annotation of a GenBank genome assembly.